Ilex paraguariensis (yerba mate) is the source of this 1131-nucleotide messenger RNA. The record is from the annotation of a GenBank genome assembly. NCBI's taxonomy places the organism in Eukaryota, Viridiplantae, Streptophyta, Magnoliopsida, Aquifoliales, Aquifoliaceae.
UAUGGUUCUGGAUAAUUUCUUAGAUGGUCAGAGAACUAAAAUUGUGGUUAGAAAACUGGCAGAAUGUAGAUAUCCUUCCGUCUGUUUAUCAGAUAUACCAGCUAAAUUGUCGGAUAAUGAGAAACAUGAGCAGAUUAAGAUUGUUAUAAGGCCGAGGCCUGGUAAAGAUUGUUAUAAAACCAGUGAGAUUAAAUGUUGUCCUAUGAGAACCAUGGAAGAGAGGAAGGAAGAGUAUGACAGGGCACGGGCUCGAAUUUUCAGUAGUCCAAGUAGCAGUAGUCUUGAGUCAGUAGAUACAACGUCCCGGGCCCCUUUAGGUGGGAAGAAUAUGUGUUUCAGUGGAGAUGAGCGUGAAGCUUCAAGGAACAUCAUGGAUUCAGAGAAAAACCUUAGCUGCAAGGAUAGUGGUACUCCUUCUCGAGUAGCCAUUUUCAGAGAUAGGGAGAAGGAUCGCAUUGACCCAGAUUAUGACCGGAGUUAUGAAAGGUAUGUCAAGAGUAUUCCAACAAGUCAAAGCUUUGGCUUGACACUGCUUAAUAUGCACAAGUUUCAGCCUCCAUUUGUACCGUAUGAUUCUGUUGGCCCUCAGUUAGGUCAGAUGACAAGUGCUCAAGCUUCCCUCAGCUACAGGAGCCCAGUCGCAAGCCCUUUUGGUGCCAUGUCAUUGAAUCAGGCUUCCAGGGAUGCGGUCUAUAUGCAGUGGCAAUCUCAAGCAAUAAUUCAUGCACAGUCCUCUGAUCAAUUUAGGCAUGCUGUUUUCCAGGCACCCUUCUGUCAGCAACCACUAAGUUUCGACUACUCACAAAAUUAUUGAACGGCAAUUAGGAUACCAAAUGGUGGAUUGUCUUGUCUUGUCUUGUCUGUAUCACUGAAGUAGUAAAUGCAAAUAUUUCGUAGGAUUACCUUGAUUUUAGGUUCAUUGCCAAAAACAUGUGUUUGUCAAACUCAUGAUUCUAAUAUACUUGGGUAUAUUUCUCUAUUUAUUGUUUGGGUCUUGAAUGUGAGGGGUGAAUGAUGUUCAUGUCGGUGAAGGAUAAUGUUACUCAGUUUGACCGUUAUUGUUUGUAUGGAGUUGUAUGCAUUGUCUGUUCGUUCAUCAAUCACAUGGCCAACUAGUGCAUUUUACGUGAU